Messenger RNA from Alternaria viburni, 333 nucleotides. RefSeq lists its product as uncharacterized. The coding region runs from base 1 to 333 and encodes 110 amino acids. The transcript is spliced from 2 exons. Lineage: Eukaryota; Fungi; Ascomycota; Dothideomycetes; Pleosporales; Pleosporaceae. The record is from RefSeq and is a predicted model, not a curated record.
AUGUCACCACCACCACCAGCUGCAACUCCAUCACCACCACCCGCCCCAACCUCGGCCUCAGCAACAGCCUCCACACCACCCACCCCAUCACCCUCCACAUCUCCAGACCCCAACUCCGGCAGCGACAAACAAAUCACCAUAGCCGCCGGCGACACACUAGAGAAGAUCGCAGCCGAGAACGCAGUCGGCAUAUGCGACAUCGUCAAGGCGAAUAACAUCCAGGACCCGAAUUUGAUUCUUGCGGGCGAGAUGUUGACGGUUCCGGUGUUGAUGGGGGAGAAGGACGAUAAGGGAGGAGAUGGUGGCGGUGAGGGUGGUAAGAGUGUUGGGUAG